This is a messenger RNA of Trichophyton verrucosum HKI 0517, 1134 nucleotides long. RefSeq lists its product as uncharacterized. Gene Ontology annotation, cellular component: mitochondrion. The record is from RefSeq and is a predicted model, not a curated record. Lineage: Eukaryota; Fungi; Ascomycota; Eurotiomycetes; Onygenales; Arthrodermataceae. The coding region runs from base 1 to 1134 and encodes 377 amino acids. The transcript is spliced from 2 exons.
AUGGAAGAGUUGGACUUGCGCCGUUUUGAGGAAGUAGAAGAAGAGCUGUUGUCUGCAAUUGUCUCGCCUGUCUGGAAGCUCGUUAAGCUUGCAUCUGCUUCUGUUUCUGCUUUCGAGCUAUCCCUCGGCAUAAACAAAAAGGGACGCGAUGAGGAUGGCUGUUUGCACUGUUUGCACACGCAUCCCACUGGAGGGUUGAAUAACACCGAAAAGGUCGCUCUUUUGCCGUACAACUUCCAAGCCAACGACAACUAUUCAAAGGAACAGAUGGGAUCCCUAUUUCUCUCUGAGGGGGGAAGGAUUCCCUUUGGAGCAGCUGUAUGUUCCCGAUGCCUUCUAAUACUCUCAGCUGGAGGUUCUCAAUUCCGGGCAAUACCACCUUGGAAGAAGACUCAUGAGCCGAACCGACAAGCAACCACACGGUAUCAACACACGGAUGCGAGGAACCAAGGAAGUUCUGGUGGGAAAGUAGCAGAUCAGAUAUAUCCAUUGAAGGGCUUUUACUCCGAGCUUCUUAACUCUCCGUCACAACCAUUAAACCCCAGCCGAACCCCUCAGUCCCAAGCUACCAACUCAGCCACUACUGCUGCUGUAGCUGAAACAACACAAUCAGAACCGCAAAGAGAACAAACACCGCAGGAGAAAUUUGGAAUAGUUUUUGGAACUCGACUUGCUGGGCCGGGUUAUUCCUCGACACGCUAUAAUCCUUCUACUGCUCCCAAGUCGGCCUGGCGUACGAUCAAUGGGGUACCAAUACCGCCACGGCCAGAAGAACCAGAUAAUUGUUGCAUGAGCGGAUGUGUACAUUGCGUUUGGGAUGAUUAUCGAGAUGACGUCGAGGCUUGGGCGCAGAGAAUAAAUGAGGCGAAGAAACGAGAUGCCCCUCGCAGAGGUUCAAAGAAGAAAAAGCACCCGUUACCUGAUAUGAGGCAAAGCCCACGAAGCGAAGUUGACAGUGCAAGUACAAGCAUGGAUGAUGAUGGUGGUGGAAGCCAAGCCAGUUGGAACACUGAUAUAUCUACCGAGGCGGAUGCGGAUGCAUUGUUUGCUGACAUUCCUGUUGGCAUAAGAGAGUUUAUGAAAACAGAGAAGAAAUUGAAAGAAAAGCGCAAGAAAAAUGAAGACAAAGCCUAG